AUGGAGAGAUCAGAAGGAGAAGAGUAUUUGUUCAAGAUAGUGGUGAUUGGGGACUCAAUGGUGGGAAAAUCGAACUUGCUCUCGCGAUUUGUGAGAGAUGAGUUUGGUUUGCACUCAAAAGCCACAGUGGGAGUAGAGUUUCUGACCCAGGUGAUGGAGCAUGAUAGCAAAGAGAUCAAAGCCCAGGUCUGGGACACCACCAGCCAAGAGUGCUUCCGCGCCGUCACCUCUGCCUACUACAAAGGCGCUGUUGAUGCUCUUGUCGUCUACGAUAUCAAUGGUCGGACUACUUUCGAUAGCAUCAAGCGGUGGCUCGAUGAACUUAAGAGUAACACACCACUCAUGUACCUCAACAACAUUGUGGAUGGUUGUGUCGCUCAUAUUGCUGCCAAGCUAGAGAUGAUGAAGCCCUGCUCAAGCGUCAAUGACAGGAUUGGGUACGGUAUGAUCCAAGAUGCAGAGGAGUAG
Molecule: messenger RNA, 468 nt
Organism: Camellia sinensis
Lineage: Eukaryota; Viridiplantae; Streptophyta; Magnoliopsida; Ericales; Theaceae
Source: RefSeq, a predicted model, not a curated record